AUGUGCAUUAAUAUCGUGCUUUACCUCAUCCUAUUUUUUUCAUCGGUUGCUUAUUCGUGUGAUUAUCAAUUAACAAACACAACUGGAACAGUUAUAUUUCCAUCGUAUGAGAACAAUAUUGAGUGUCUGUGGGUAUUUAACCUCUCCGGAUCAGUGAAUUCGAGUGGUUUCCGGUAUCUGUUGAUCACUUUUCAUUAUUUCGAUACGGAGUUCGGCCAUGAUGAAUUGUUUAUCGGCGAAACAAUAUUCGAUGUCUCGAGAUACAAUUCGAAAUUGUUUCGUUUCUCCGGUUCGAAAUUGCCUGAUCCGUGUUUGAUCUUGCUGCGUGGUGAUAUUCAACUUCGUCCGAUCUGGAUGCAAUUUGUCAGUGACCAUACAACGACUGGCUCAGGUUUUACUCUUGAUUAUGCAUUUCUAGUCAAUCAAUCUUCGCCUUCAGUCGGAAAAUCUGCGAAGCUAUUAAUCAAUGCCGAUAUUCGUCAAAAUUCGAAAUCGUCCUACUCAUUUCCCUAUGGAAAUCUUUCAAGUCCAAAUUAUCCUCAAAACUACUCAAAUAAUAUGAUAUGUCGCUGGAAUUUCUUUCAUCGUCAUGCAUUCAUUCGAUUGAACAUUGCAGCAUUCCAAACGGAAUAUCAUUACGAUACAUUCACGAUUUAUCUUGGUCAAAAUUUAAAUAAUCGCGCGAUGAUUUUAUACGAAUGGUCAGGUGAUGAGAUGGACAACAAACACUUGUUCAUUCCAAAUGAUAAUAUCCUCAUCGUUUUCCAAACUGAUAAGACAAAUAACGCAUCGGGAUUCUCUCUCCAAUAUGAAAUUAUUGUGAAAGAAAACAUUACAAUAGAAAUCAAUGAUAAUUACGGAGUUAUACAAUCGAAUAACUAUCCGAACUUUCUCCGAACUAAUGUUGAGCAUACGUGGAUCAUUCACAUGAAUUCUUUCAGUGAAAUUCAAAUUGAACUGAACGAUAUUUAUCUGGACUAUGAACAUGAUUAUCUGCAAGUCAAUACGGGUGGAGUUACCUAUACGUUGGACACGCCGAGAUCAUAUAGAUUUUCAGCAGCGAAUGAAACGAAAAUUAUCCUUCGGACUAAACAUGCCGACGAUGAUUAUCGCUAUCGUGGGUUUAAUCUGACGUAUCGAAAAUGGAAUACGACUGCUGGGAAAGUAGAUGAAUGGAAAGAUUUGCCGUGUGGAAAGAAGUAUUCAUCAGCCAAUGGUACAAUUGAAUUUCAACAUCAAACUUUAACGUCAUUCGAUUGUUUGAUAUUGAUCGAAGUCGAUGAUGGACAAAAUAUUCUCUUACGAUUUGACUAUUUGAAUUGGGAUAAUCAAGAAAACUAUAUAGAAAUUGGUCUGUUUCAUAAUCCAAAUGAAUAUCGAUUAUUUCAUCUAUCAGAUACAUUGCCCGGCACUUGGUUUAUUGCAAAUGACAGUCAAAUAUGGAUUCGAUUCUAUUCCAGUCAAUUCUCUUUAGAUGUCUCUUCGUUUCGGUUAUUCUAUACCGAAACGAUUCGAUGGUCAACGGUCACGGCAAAACCUUAUGUUCAAGUUCUUGACGAUCAUCGAUUAUUUCCUUAUCGUCUGAUUAGUCUGCCAACAAAUAGCAUUUAUCAUAAUCUAACUCAAGCUUAUAUUUGGCAUAUCGAAGCAUUGGAUGACGAAUGCGUUCAAAUUCGUUUUGAAUCUUUACGAACCAUUGACAAUCGACGAUUCUGCUUUCAGAUCAAAGAUUCAUCUCAAACACGAUAUGUGUGUAACAACGAACAAUUGCCAUUUGCCUCUCACCAUACUGGAUCAUGCAUAUUAUCAAUCGAACCGGAGUUUAUCUGGAUGUUAGUAGAAUACAACAUUCAAAUCGAUAAAUACAAGAAAAUGUUGUUAAGUCAUUACUUGACUUUCAACGACGAUAGUCUGGUAUUAACACCAUCCUUGGCAUCGGAGUCGUAUAUUUCUAUUGAAUGGAUCAUAUCAUUGAAUGACUCGUCGGGAAUUAUUUUCGAUAUUGAAAACUUCGAUGGAAAAACACCAGCUGAAUUGAUUCUUCCCGAAAAUGACAAUAGUACGAAAAGCUAUUCGUUAGACACGAUAUCAGCAAGACGUUUUGCUCAUGCAUUGACGUCUCACUUGAAAUCUUUUCGAAUUGUUUAUACUUCGUGGUCGUUGCCACAGCAAAAGCAGAAACGAUUAUUUCGCCUGAGUCUUUACAAGAUUUCCAAAGGCUAUUUCAAUUUUCGAGAUUUUUAUUAUAUUUCUUACCAAAGCAAUCAAUCGACUUCACUCUGGACAAUCCGUGGUCAAUACGAGAAUUCGACAUUUUCAGCAGUAAUGUUCUCAUCGAAUCCAAAUCUAAUACUUGAAACAACAGCGAAUACGAAUCUUUCAUCGACCACUACCAUAAUUCCUAUCCUUAGUUACCAUUUUAACAUCCGACUUGCGCAACAAAACAAUGUGCAAAACUCGGAUUUUCUCGUCAUUCUCUACGAACAGGAGAAACAUGAGAAUAUCUCCACGAAUAAAACUUCAAGUUUAAUUGCAACAAAUGAUUUCGCUCUUUACGAUAUUCAUCUUCCAUCAACCAGUUUCAAUUCAAUCGAUUUUAUCAUCAUUCAAGGCGAUAAUGGUACAUCGAUUCGUCUAUUUGAUCUAAACACUGAAAAUAAUGACUAUUUUCUAUUAAAUUUAUCUUCGAUUAAGUUCAAACAAAUCUCCUCGUUGAUUGGUUUGCGCUUCUCGAUCAAGAGUCUGCAUAUUCAAAUUGAAUUACACUCACUAACUAAAACGCCGAUACAAUUACGAUACAAAGGUCAAUUAGCAUCGAUUCCGACGAACACUUCUCAUAAAACAAAUAAAAAUCUUCACAAUUUACAGAACACGUUGCUGCACUGUUUUAUACCAAACAUAAACUUGUGCGACAAGAACACUUCUCAAACGUGCACUGAUUCAUGUGCGAACAUAUUUGAUCAGAUAUCUUCGUCAUCGAUGAAUAACACGCGAAGAAAUCAAUUUUGGCCGUAUGCACUACGCGGUAGUGUGACGUUGAUUAUUGAAAAUGCAACAAUGGAAACAUUUGAGAAUCGUAUCUAUCGGAAUCUACGCCAGAGUAUUGCGAAAGCCGUGCGUAAGUUUUGCUUGAAAUUCCAAUCAACUUGUCUGAGCAAAGAUACAGAAUUUAUUCGAGCUGAUCAUGUUAUCGUGCAAAAUUAUGAAGAAGAAUCAGCUGAUCAUCGUUUAUUUGUUGCAAUAUUCAUCAAAGAUCCGUAUCGUCAAACAGUAGCACUAACAAACGAUCAAUUUUUACUUGCACUUAAACGUUAUCAACAAGAUAUCUAUCAGGAUAUCAAACAUCAAAUUCACCUUCCAUCGAAUGUUUUGCAACAUACAUCAGUAGAUCCAAUUUGGUUGUUCUAUUCAACAAAUCAUCAUAAUGAACGAAUGAAUGGAGCUGUACAAAAACGAAAACCGGAAAAGGAUCGUCUGAUUAUUUCAUCUCCAUUACGAUUAGCCACUGAAGAAGACGAACAAAUCUCUUCGACAUGUUAUAAUGAAUCAGAUACGUCUCAGGCAUCGACUUCCGCACCAACAGCCAACCUCCUUCCAACAAAGCAGCCAACGGCCGCGCCAUGUUCUCAUUAUUUCAACAGUCGUCCGUCGUAUUUCCAUAGUACCAUCGAAAGUGCAAUAAAACAGCGCUUCGAUACUGACAAUGAACCUAUCCCAUUCAUCGAUGAUAACCUUUCGAUAGCGCAUAGUCGAAAGAGUAGUGCGUGUUGGAGUGACCGAACGAGUUUGAGCAGUCGAUUUAGUUUAGUAUGGAAAGCGCAUUCACGCCGUUCGGGAUCACAAAAUCGUUCGACCAUGUCGACCAGCAAUGACAAACGACGGAAAUAUACUCAUCGACCAUCGCGAUAUACAUUUUCCGCAGCACAUCAAAGUCUCCCCAAUGAUGAACUGUAA
This is a messenger RNA of Adineta ricciae, 3954 nucleotides long. The record is from the annotation of a GenBank genome assembly. Lineage: Eukaryota; Metazoa; Rotifera; Eurotatoria; Adinetida; Adinetidae.